AUCUCCGACCUGUUCAAGGACGUGCGAGAUGGGCCCAAGAGCGUCAAGUUUCCCGAGAAGAUGCUCAAGGUCCUGGAGAACAAGCUGCAGAACAUCGCUAUGGGCAAAGAUCCGACAUACUCGGACCAGCUCGUGCGCCGCACCAUGGCCAAAUUCUAUACCCAGUUCAUGGUCGACAGCUUCAAGCGUCAAAUGAAGGAGAACCGCAAGAUCGAAGAGCUUAUCCUCAUGUUCGCGACCCACGCAACAGGCGUCCUCAAGAAGGAGCCGACGCUCGCAGGUGACGGCUGGAAGAUCGAACUCAACAAGCAGAUUGCGCAAUUUGUGCAUCUCCUCCAUAGCUGCCUGAAGAACCUAAACCAUGUAUCCCCUGAGCUACUCUCCCGGCUAGAAAUGUACACGGCGAAACUGGCCCCUGCUGCAUCCGUACCCUCCACGGACUCUGGAUACGACUCGGGGUCGCAGCGCGAUUCGUACGUUGCGCCCGGCAUCAGCCAAAGCGUCGGCGAUAUGGACCUUGUGAAGACAGUAGCGUCCGUAUUCAAGGUGCCAGAAUCUGCUGUUCAGAAAGAGGUCGACAAGCUCCGAAGUAUCUGCACGGAGAAGGCUGCUCUCACCGACCUGAAGACGUGCUUGAAGAACAUCAAUGCUGGUGCUCCAUUCCCAGGCCGCGAAGAGGACUUCGCCAGCGAGGCGGCAUGGCAUCACUGGCGAACCCUCGAGACCUCGCACAUCCAGCAACUCAUGGUCGCCAUGGUCCAAUUCAACCCCGAACUCGCGAAAUCUACCCCCUCCGAGGUCCUCCAAACAACGCGACCCGGCUCCGUGUACACAGAUUCUCGCCAAGCCUCCGUCGGCAGCCGAAGAUCCCUCUACGCGCUCGAGCAGCAAGAAGGAUCUUACGAUGACCUCGGUGCCGACGAUGACGAUGAUAUCCAGGUCGGGCACAACUUCACAUACAUCCCGCCCAAUCCGAAGAAGUACUACAAGAAGCUGCUCGAGACAUGCCUUAUGGCGGACCUUGAACGCAUGAUGAGCCCGGAGGUGGACGAUAAUGACGAGGUGUCGCUAGGGAUUCUGUCCGCGCCGCAUAUCGAGCUCAUCAACGAGUGCGCGCUACGGUGGCGGAUUGGGCAGCCGUAUCGGGUGGCGUGCUUUUUGGACUUGGUGCGGCAGUUGUACGAGCGGAAUGAUAUACCCAUGGAGUGUGUACCAGAGGCGCUGCAGAACGUACAGCGAGUAAUGCACGAGAUCGAGUUCGAGAAGUGGCCAUUGCAGGACAUGGAAUACCUCACCAGCGUCUACGGAAGCCUUUUCAACAUCUUCCUGUCGUCCGUCUACCACGCAAUGGACGCUCUUCCCGACCUGAAGAAGUCCGAUAUUGCCCCUUUCAUCGCCGUGCUCGAGCAGCUACAGGAGAGCGGGCUCCUCGAACGCUUCGAGGUCGACGUGAAUGCGCGGAUGGAGGACAUCCGAGAUCGUGUGCGACAAGCCUCGCAGGAUUACUACACGUACAAGAUGGCAGAGUUCCACAAAGAGCCUGGUGUCAACCGCGCACUGCCAUUAUUGCUGAUGACGGACGAUAUCGAGAAGCACGCGAAGUUACUGGACAAGCGGUUCCCAGAGCCAAUAUUAGGGCAACUCGACCUUGUGUCGCUCGUCGUCGGCGAACUGAUACCCAUGUUCGUGGGCGAGUUGCAGCAGAACCAGAAGUACCUAUUCGAGGCAUCGAUGAACGGGCCAACACCGGACGUACCUAUCCAGGACAUCUUCGCGCUUUACAGAAGAACGAAGAUGUUGUUGGGCAUGUACAAGGCUUUCGUACCACAAGGUCAAAUCAGCUUUGACUUGGCAAACUUCUUCGAGCCCUAUGUUCGGCAAUGGCUUGCGAACACGGACGCGAAGACGAGCCAAUGGGUGGAGGCUGCCAUCGCUCAGGAUAAGGCGAGUGCAUACACAGAAGGGCAUAGCUCCUCAAUCGUGGAUCUCUUCGACUCCUUGCGCAGUCCUAUAGACUUCUUGCAGGAUCUCGAAUGGGAAGACGAGUACCAGAAUGCGAGAUUCUUCACCGCAUUGUCCAAGACCGUUUCGAAGGCCGUAGAACAGUACUGCCGCAGUGUCGAAGCGCUCUUCCUCACCGAAAUGUUCCCUCGCCCUAACGACUACCUCCAACCGCAAAAGUCCUCCGCCUGGCUCGAAAAAGCGCGCCAGCUCGCCAUCCAGGGCGAGAAGCGCGUCGAGCCGUACAACUUCCAGCCGCAGUCCUGCGUCAAGCUCAACAACAUCGAGGCCGCGCGCCGGCUGUUGGACAAGAUGUACGACCAGAUGCAGGCGGACAACGUCGCGGACACGCUGCGCGAGCUUGCGCCGCCGGUGCCGGAGAAGACGGAGCGCGAGCGGUUCCUGUUCACGGUGAAGGUGGUGAUUGCGGAGGGGCUGGUGCCGCUGGAUAGCAGCCCGUCGUCGAAGCUGGACACGUUCGUAACGUUGAGCGAUGAGGCGGGCAACCGGGUGGCAAAGACGAGGACGAUCUAUGAGAGCUUGAACCCGCGGUGGGACGAGACUUUCGAUAUUUCGGUCGACAAAGCGCUGUGGCUCAUGGUCAGUGUUCGCGACCGGGCACUCGUUGGGAAGCACGACACCAUAGGCCGCGCAUACCUCUGCUUGGAUCCUCGGCGGUUCGGCGACUUCCUCGCGCACGACCUCUGGAUGGAUCUCGACUCGCAAGGCCGAAUCCUCGUCCGCGUCAGUAUGGAAGGCGAGAAGGACGAUAUCCAGUUCUACUUCGGCCGUGCUUUCCGUUCGUUGAAGCGUGCCGAGGCAGACAUGUUGAGGAUAUUCAUCGACAAGAUGUCUCCCUUCAUCCGCCAAUGCCUCUCACGGAACGUGCUCAGGACACUGAUCAAGGGCAACUCCACCCUCGACUACAACAAGGCCCUCGGCAACGUCACCGCGCUCUACCGCUCCGCCAUCGGCUCUUCAUCCAACGAGCCGCAGAUCCCCCUCCCUCAGUCCGAGAAGCCGCGCAUACGGCCCGAGGACCUCACGGACGUCGAGAUCGAGCAAGCGAUCCUCCCGCUGUUCGACUACUUCGAUGCGAACCUGCAGACGCUGAACACGUACCUGAGCGACACGGCGAAGGAGAUGGUGAUGACGCGCGUGUGGAAGGAGGUGCUGACGGUGAUCGAGGGCCUGCUGAUCCCGCCGCUGUCGGAUGCGACGAGCGAUAUGAAGCCGUUGAGCGACAAGGAGGUGGAUAUCGUGUUCAAAUGGUUGAAGUUCUUGCGUGACUACUUCUACGCGGGCGGCGAGGGUCCGGUGCCACUGGAAGAGCUGCAGAACCAGAAGUACCACAGCAUCGUGUCGAUCCGGCUGUACUACGACUGGCAUAGCGACGCGCUCAUGGAGGAGUGCGUGCGCAUGAUGUCGCAGAGCCUGCGCUCGUCGGGCACGAUGAAGAAGAAAGCCAAGAGCGUGUACAACCAGCGUAACCUCGGCACGAUUAAGGAGCGCAAGAAGGAGAAGCGGUCGGAGAAGGAGAUCAACAACGGGGAGGUCAUCAUGCGAAUAUUGCGGAUGCGACCCGGCACCUCCGACUUCAUCGCCCAGCAGCUGCAGAUCAUGCACAUGCAGGCCGAGCAGGAGCAGCAGCGGCAGGCGUCGAAGGCGCACCGGCUGAACCGGCCCUCGCAGAGCCAGCGGUCGAACCGCCUGAGCGCGAUCCCGCCCGUGCCGUCGCCGGUGGCGGAGUGAUCUGCGCAGUCUUGCCUGCUAACACCUGCUCUCGCCAGCUUGCGUGUCCCCCUGCUUGCCGAUGAUUGGGUGACUGUGUUGGUGGCGAAGAGUACACGCUUGACGGGCGCGCGUACUCGCUUGACGGGCGCGUAUUCUAACUUGACGAGCCUAUAUACCUUCUAAUUUGGUUUGGAUACCGCUUUCUGCUGCUGUUCUUCUUUGCUGCUCCGUUCGAGUUACUCAGUUAGGUCCUGCUCUGUUCGAGUUACUAGGUCCGGGGACAAUGUACUUUAUACCACAUGAACUCUUUUCUCUCGUCUC
This is a messenger RNA of Schizophyllum commune H4-8, 4056 nucleotides long. RefSeq lists its product as uncharacterized. The record is from RefSeq and is a predicted model, not a curated record. Bases 61 to 3753 code for a protein of 1230 amino acids. NCBI's taxonomy places the organism in Eukaryota, Fungi, Basidiomycota, Agaricomycetes, Agaricales, Schizophyllaceae. The transcript is spliced from 13 exons.